CUGACACCGGCCGCAGCGGGACAUUCGCCGCCGGAAACGGUCGUCGGAGGCAAGAAAUUAUUGGCCCAGGCUGUGGAGCCAGCAUUGGAGCCAGAACCUGUCAAUCUUCCAGCGCCUCUGGGCCUGGAUCUGUCCGUCUCGAGCGCCCGUUUCAUGGAUUACUACCGACACAACCUCGCGGGUCUGAUGGUUUGGUUGGACUCCGAAGAGAACGAUUACCGUAAACGCGUCGUCCCGCUAGCUGAAGAUCAACCGGCUAUUGGCUUCGCUAUCAUGGCGUUCGCGGCCCAACAUGGAGCCAUGACCUUUCCUCACGAGAACAUCGCCACGAUGGCCGAAAGCGCUCGAGACAGGUGUCUACAGCUGAUUCAGUCUCGGGCGCAGGAGAUGACCACCAAAGUGAUUCAAGGCUUUGAGCUGAACACUCAUUCCGACAUCGCCGAUGCGGAGUGGAUGCUGGCCUCUAUCCUCAUCAUCGGCAACUACGAGAACGCCAGGUGCUGCCCAGGGGUCGCUGACGGACAUAGGCGGGCCGCCCGCACUAUUGUGAACUUGUUCAGCCACUCGGUGUCUGCCGAAGGCCGCGAACUGUUUGCGUUCCUGCGUAACCAACUGGCUAUCGAAGAUGUGCUAGCCGCUACGACAUCGUUCGACCCAUCCCUGAUCAAAAACGCAAUCACGCCUGUCCCGGGCUCGGAUUCCCUGGUGUUCUCAAAGUACCUCGCAUUCUUGCACCAAGUCACACUGACUGCUACAAAAGCCGUCGAGAUCGACUACUGCGAAGAAUCUCGGGAAUCCUAUCUCACCCUGGCUGUCGUCCAGUCCGAGCUUGAGCAAGCGCGGGGUGCUACUCUCAUGGCUGCUGGACGUCUGGGACUGGGAAGUUCCAAGAUGACUCGCGACUUCGUGCGACUGGUCGAAGUAUACCACAACGCCGGACUUCUUUAUUCCUUCCACUGUCUUGAAAUCUCCGGCAGGGAUAGUGCUGAAUGGAUGACGGCAGCUGGGGGGCUGUUUGACCAACUCACCGGGUUCGAGGACCAGGCCACCUCCAUUCAGAAUCUACCAUGGCCGGCGUUUAUCGCCGGUACGGUAUGCCACGGUGAUAAGCAGCGACAGAGGACGAUUCUGAGUGUUUUUGACGCUAUUCACGAAGCCACCAAGUUCAAUCACUACCUUCACGCGGUCGACUUCCUCAAGACCUUCUGGGCUGGCCGCGACACCGAUUGGCGUCCUCUUGCGCGGUUAAGAGAGGCAUCGGGACAAAGAAUUAUCGUGGCAUGA
Molecule: messenger RNA, 1284 nt
Organism: Colletotrichum karsti
Lineage: Eukaryota; Fungi; Ascomycota; Sordariomycetes; Glomerellales; Glomerellaceae
Exons: 1
Biological process (GO): positive regulation of transcription by RNA polymerase II
Cellular component (GO): nucleus
Molecular function (GO): DNA-binding transcription factor activity; transcription cis-regulatory region binding
Source: RefSeq, a predicted model, not a curated record